AACCACCAGUUUUGUUAGGCGAACUUUGAAACGAUUCAUUCAGUUUAAAUCGUAUACGAUCUUUUACUUUACUCUAAUACCUCUCAUUACUGUAUAAAUUCAAAAUUAAACAUAUCAUUCCGUUGCAAAAGUUUUAAUUUUUGUACAUUGUCUACUUGUUUACAUUUCAAAUCGGAAAGAAAGUUCUUGCAAUGAAUCUGUUAAAAAAAUAUAAACUUGCAAUUAAGAGAUUUAUUGUUUAUUGAAUUUAAACUUCCAAUAUAUUAUAAUGAGCAAUACAAAGAAAGUACUUUUUUCAAAACGCUGUGCAAUCUGGUGCUUAGUUUUAGGAUUUUGUUUAAUAUUGUAUCCUGUAUUAUUAUUGAAUUUUUAUAAUUACUCUCUAAUUUAUCUUAGUAUUUUAACUACUAUGUCGGCAUUUAAUAUUGUGAAUAUGAAUCGUAAAGCAAUUUACUUUCCUGUUCCAAUUUUUUUCUCUAUCGUAGACGAUGUUAAUACUAAAGAGAAAAUGAAUAAAAGAUCUGAAAAUCGGGAAUUUUCUGUGUGGGGUGCAUUAGUUGCUUUAUUUUGCAGCAUUUGUGUUUAUGCAGUGAUUUCCAUUCUUUUAGGAGCACCGAUAUAUAAAGAUUGGGGUGCUACUCUCUAUUUUAGCUCUCUAAUGACUUUACUCACUGUCUAUCCUCUGAUUUGGUAUUAUUUCUUCAGUGAUAGUAUCAGUUCAGUUUUAAAAGUAAUAACUGAUACCAAAUUUGAUAACAUGAUGGAAAAUCACUUACAGUCAAUUUUAAUAUGGACAAUUAUGGGUGCAUGGGUUGGUGCUUUCCCCAUACCUUUAGAUUGGGAUAGGCCAUGGCAAAAAUGGCCCAUUACAUGUUGCAUUGGAGCAUGUCUUGGAAAUAGUGUAAUGCACUUAAUCACAGGAUAUAAACUUUUACAAUCAUAUGUGAAAGAUAAGAAAAAAGUUUUAUUUAAUAGAACUGUAUGAUUGUUUUAUUAACAAUGAUAUGAGCAGUGAUAAUAAUAGCUUUAUUAGCUUCAGUCUCGGUCUUUAUGAGUUUUAUGAAAUUAUGCCUUUCCUUUUCUGUUAAAGCUCAUUGUAAAUAAAUAUAUAGUUCAUUAUACUGUUAAACAUUAGGAAUUUGAGUAUUGUUAUAUAGUGUUUUUUAAACUCAUUUCUAGUUUUUAUAUCAUUAAACAAAUGUGUUUUUUAUUUAAAGUAAUGUAUAAUUGUUUUUUUUUAUUGUUUUUUUUUAUGUUUGUAAGCUAUGUCCCCUUAAUAUACAAUUUUUGACUUUCUGUUUUACAAUCAUUCAAACUAGGACUUAAUAAUAAUGGCAGUCUGAAACAUCUGAAAUUCAACACAGACCACUAUUAAAUAAUAAUUAGCAGUCCAAUGAAUCAGCAAUCAAUCAUUACAAUUGAGUAUAAAGGGGUAAUCUGCUAAUUGGGGUUUUUGGUUUGAUGUUUUGGUAUGCGUUUCUAUAAGAAAAUAUUUGGUCUAUGUUCCUUCAUCCUGAAUUUAAAUAUAACACAUUUUCUGUUAAUUUUCAUUUUAAUGAUAUAUUUUUUAUAUAAUAGUAAUGCUCUACUUAUAGUAAUUAUGCAACACAAAAUCUGUUCUUUAUAAUACAAUAAAAUUUGGAUUUAUAUGAAGCGCUUAGUUUUAAAUUUUUCAACUAAUUUACUGAAAUUUCAAUAUUGUACUUGUGAAAUUUAUAUUGUUUCAUAAUUUUUUGAAUAUUUUCUAAAAAUCUAAUUGGAACAUGUUAAAAGACCAGUGGAAAAUGUGUAUAAACUAGGGAAAUCUUUUAGUUAUUGGACGUUUGGACUAAUAACUAAAUUUUCUUAACUUCUACCUUUUGUCAACUAUGCUUAUUAAAUUUUUAAAACUGUUAUAAUUCUAAAAUGUAGAAGUGCUGAUUCACAACAUCAAAAGAUUUAAAUCUUUCGACAUUUUGAUUUUUUCGAGGAAAAUUUUUUUUGAUAGUGGUUUUUGAAGCCCUAUCACUAAAGAAAAUGAAAAAGCCACUUUUAAAGUGCCCUGUACUUGAGGCAAAGCUAUAGUUUAAAGUUAUACCAUCUUGCCGUAAAAAAUAAUCUGAACUUCAAAACAGACUAAUAACUUUUAACAUUUUAGAAGUUUUAAAAAUUGCAUAUUUGGCAAGAUUUUUCCAUUAUGAUAGUUAUCAAAAUCAAAAAAUAAUUCACAAUGUUUGUAAAUUUUUAUGAACAAAAAUUGAGAAUUAUUACAUUGGAGUAUUUUUUUAAGUAUUAAAAAAAAAAAACUUAAAAAGCUUUUAAUUAACACAAAACUGUUUUUUUUUUCUUUUCUUUUCAUAUUGACAUUUUUAGCCAUUUUCAUAAUUAGCUAAGAAAGGUCCUAUAGAUAGAUAAAAAUAAGCUGAACUUCACCUUACAGUCUGAAUAAUUAUUGCAAACUUGCAGUUAUUUUGAAAAUAGCAUGUUAUUAGAAAGAAACAAAGAAAAGAUAUUUCACGUAAUAGCAGAAUUUUUGAAAAGCCUUAAAUGAAACUUGGGCAACAGAAAUGUAGCUCAUGUAUUUGUUUGUUAUCUUUAAUUCUAAAUAAAUCUAAGUAUGCAAAA
Messenger RNA from Parasteatoda tepidariorum (common house spider), 2604 nucleotides. It is a transcript of the gene PIG-F, whose product is annotated as phosphatidylinositol glycan anchor biosynthesis class F. Lineage: Eukaryota; Metazoa; Arthropoda; Arachnida; Araneae; Theridiidae. Gene Ontology annotation, cellular component: endoplasmic reticulum membrane. The record is from RefSeq and is a predicted model, not a curated record. Gene Ontology annotation, biological process: GPI anchor biosynthetic process.